CCAGUUGAACACAAAUCCAAUCUAGAGAUGGCUCGUAUAAACUUUUAUGAGUACAUUGUUUUCAUUCUAUUUUCCCUCCUUAUCUUGCACACUUUUUCCAUAAUUGCUCACUCAGAAAAACUAGAUGAGAAGAAACCAUGCAAGAGAUUUGUGUUAUAUUACCAUGACAUCCUCUUCAAUGGCACCAAUGCCGCUAAUGCCACAUCAGCAGCUGUCGCGAAACCUACGAAGCUUGGGAACUACAAACAUGGGAUGCUUGUGGUCUUUGAUGAUCCCAUUACUAAAGAUAACCACCUCCUAUCUCCCCCUGUGGCUCGGGCGCAAGGAUUUUACUUCUAUGAUAUGAAGACCGAGUAUAAUGCUUGGUUUUCAUAUACUUUGAUUUUCAAUUCCACAGAACAUAAAGGAACAAUUAACAUUAUGGGUGCAGACAUGAUGGGUGAGGAAACAAGGGAUCUUUCAGUUGUUGGUGGCACUGGAGAUUUCUUUAUGACUCGAGGGAUUGCUACAUUUCGUACGGAUGUUGCACAAGGUGCUUACUAUUUUCGACUUGAAAUGGAUAUCAAGUUGUAUGAAUGUUAUUGAAUAAGGUUGUGUGUGUUGAGUUAUAAGGUUGAUGUUAUGAAUACAUCAAUUAUAAUGACUCCACAUGUUUAACUCCUAUUAAUUACUCUUGUAUUAAUGUAAGGGCCUAUAAAUAGAGCCAUUCUAUCUCAUGUUGAAAUGUUAUCAAAAAAACCAUUAUCUCAUUUUGUUCU
Messenger RNA from Helianthus annuus (common sunflower), 758 nucleotides. RefSeq names its product dirigent protein 6-like. The transcript has a single exon. The coding region runs from base 28 to 585 and encodes 185 amino acids. The record is from RefSeq and is a predicted model, not a curated record. Lineage: Eukaryota; Viridiplantae; Streptophyta; Magnoliopsida; Asterales; Asteraceae.